Messenger RNA from Copidosoma floridanum, 2411 nucleotides. It is a transcript of the gene Pof, whose product is annotated as RNA binding domain-containing protein painting of fourth. The record is from RefSeq and is a predicted model, not a curated record. Lineage: Eukaryota; Metazoa; Arthropoda; Insecta; Hymenoptera; Encyrtidae. Gene Ontology annotation, molecular function: RNA binding.
UCGAGCAUUGCGUUCUCCAUGUGAUCGCGGCCUCGAGUGAUGUUAGUCUCACAGGACGAAGGGCACACGAAGCGAAGCCUGAAAAGUCUAGCGAAGUUGCACGGAUACUCAUUAAUUAAUGAUGAAUCGUCCGGGUGACGGCAACGUCGAGGCACACUCCCAGUCGCAUUCUUACGUGAAACAAGAGGCUGUCAGCUAUGGGUAUGACGCCUCGUCUUACCUCAACUACGCGAGCGCAACCCCGACGAGCCUCAACCAGCCCUUACCGGGACAGCCACCCCUACCACCCAUGCCACCACCGCAAGCCUCGGUGCCGCCACCUCCGGCGAUGUUUGCUCAAGUUCCACAGAUUCAUACCUGGCCGCACGCAACUGCCUGGCAAUGGAUAACUCCUCAGACCGCUCAACAACUGACACAGCACGCUCACAGAGAUCUGACCGCGUUUCAAAAGGAGGUGCCGGCCAGGAACAAUUACGUUAAAAGGGAGAGGUACAACCACAACCGGAACAAUGUGUACCAGCACCAGCAGAGGGGCAAGUACUAUCGCAAUAACAGGAGGUUGCAGAGGUACGACCACAUUCAGGGACAGUACGAUCAAGCUUCUUACUACGGAGCUACUGCUGCGAUGACCAGUCAAGCUCUUGGUCUGGACUGGCAGAAAAGCAAGGAAACUGUGUUGAGUCACAUGCAGCUGCCAAUAAAUCAGUCCAUUGGUGUCACGAAACAGGAGAACUGUGGGGAUCAGAAUAAAAGGGAUGAUACAGGAGGGCAUAAGAAGAGUAAGCAGAGAAAGCCAAUGUCGGUGAGCUAUCCGACCCGCGCCUGGAAUCAAGAAGAUGCAGAAAAAGCUUUGAAGACCGAGAACGAGCACAACAGAUCUGUGCGAGCUCAGAGCUUGAUAAUCAAAUUUCCAGAUCCUGAACUGAACAAAGAAAUAGUCAGAAAUUUUCAUUCGUCAAUUCAAAACAUACAUUUUCAAAGUCCAAGUGGGGCUAGGUAUUGCUUUGUACAGAUGUCAGAAGGUACAGAUAUUGAUGAAGCUAUCAAGGAGUUGGAAAAAAUCUAUUUUGGUUGUGGAUAUUUAAAAGUAGAAAGAAAAUCUCUCAGGGAUGAAGAUAAUCCUGUUCCUCAAGAAAUCGAUCCUUAUACACUUUACAUAGGAAACUUACCAGAAUCGGUGAAUGUUAACGAAGUCAAAAGUAAAUUUCCCUCUGCAGUUAGAGUUGACGUAGGAUAUGCGCAAAAAAUGCGAAACACACGAUAUGCUUUCAUAAGAUACAACUCUGUAGACGAAUCGAUAACAGCUUACAAAGCAGCCCAUAGUUUAAUGUGGGAAGGUAGAAGUAUUAUUGUGAGGUUCAGGCGGCAGAGAGGUAACAACUGUCCUGGUGAACCAAAAACAAAUCCAAAGAUUAAAAACGAGGCUGAAAAAUCGACGGCUAGUGAUAGUAUUAGUACUAAAGUUAGUGAGAAGCAACCAAUUGAUACAAAACAAAAUAAGCAUAUCACAUCUGCAAAUCCAAAUAUGAAAAGCGGUAUUGAUGUCGAUUUAACUGGCGAUGUUGAGUCGACGUCUAUCAAACAUACCAACAUACCUGCAGAAAAUCUACAAAUCAGUCACUCAGUGUCUUCCCGAGAAACUGCACUAGACGACACGUUAUUAGAACCAACAGAUAGUACCCAAAACAAUGCUGAUUUUAUAACGGAGAUUAAAAAAGAGCCAGUUGAUUACGAAGAGUUGAACGAAAUAUCGGUAGAGGAAGAAGAAGAUGAUGAUGACGACGACGACGACGAUGAAGACGAUGAAGGUGAAUUGUACCCAGAUAUGGAUUAUGGUAAUUUUGAUGACGAUAGCACUGAAGAUAAUGUUAGUACAUACAAAGAGCUGACAAGCGACAGUCCUGGUAAAACAUCUGAUGACGAUGUUCCAUCAGACAAUCUUGACACAAUUUUCAAAGAUUUAGUGAACACUGCAAGUGAUAUUGGAGUGCAUGACUUCUGAAAAACUAAAUUCAAAGACCUAUUUGAUGUACUCGUCAUCAAGUUGGAUGCCAUAUGAUUUUCUUGUUGUAAAGAAAACAAAACAAAAAACUUGCCCUGUUUUUAGUAUAAUUUGUACAUAUUUGUAAUGUAAUUGUAUUAUAUAAAUAUUGCGACAUUACGUGUUAGGAUAUAAGUUUGUGCCACAUUGUGUCGAUGUCUUUUCUUUUUUUUUUUUUUUUUUAACAAAGUACCUUAUAUUCUUAUUCCACUUGUUCUAUGUAAGGUACCAUAUACACACCUCUCAAAUAUUGAUGACAAUUAUAUUUUUUUAUUUUGUCUAUCUCACUCACAACAUAUUUUUAGCUAUCUUGAAUCCUUGAACAAAAAACUUGACAACUGCUAAAUCUCAAUUUUCAUAGGUUGUUAAG